Necator americanus (New World hookworm) is the source of this 804-nucleotide messenger RNA. RefSeq lists its product as uncharacterized. Lineage: Eukaryota; Metazoa; Nematoda; Chromadorea; Rhabditida; Ancylostomatidae. Bases 1 to 804 code for a protein of 267 amino acids. The record is from RefSeq and is a predicted model, not a curated record. The transcript has 4 exons.
AUGCGAUUACGAUUGAGCACUGUCCAUUCGAGCAGUGAUGGUUUAGCGCCAUCUGUACGUCCCUUGGUUGAUCUGAUCGUUGAUGAGUACAACAACAAUGUAGUAACAUUCGCUUCAAGCAGCGCGAAGUUCCAGUACGUUGUGAACUUUGUAUCGUUAGCAGCAGCCUAUGGAAUGGGGCUCCGUUCUGACAAAUCACCAUCAGGACGUCCCUUGACCGAUCUCGAGUACGCUGACGACGUUGUUAUAUUCGAAGAAAGCAGUACGGAACUUCAACAUGUUGUCAACCUUGUAUCGAAGCUGGCUGCAGCUUAUGGACUACGUCUACGCCCUGAUAAAUGCAAGCAGAUGUGGGUCUCUUUGAGGCCUCGAACGGGAAUCAGCGUGGACGGACAACUGAUCGAUCUCGUCGAUGAGUUCUGUAAAAUGGGGUGUCAAAAAGCUACCGAAGCAGCUCGAGACAUUUGUGGCACGUAUGAAGAGGGUGUCAUAGGCGAGUCUAUUGCACGAAAACAGUUUGCAAGAUUCAAAAAAAGGGACUACGACUUCAAUGAUGCACCAGCACUGGGAAGAGGAAACACGCAUCAGAGAUCGCCCAUCAUCAGUAUCGAAGACUACACCACUGUGACGAUGCUGACGAGAAAAAAGCAGGAGCCUGCACUAUGGUUUGAGGGACCACUGCAGCAACCUGGAGGAGUUUUGAUCAACGUCGUAGGGAUGUACCAUUGUACGACGGCAGGAUCGCAGAGAGCCCUAACUUUGGAUCGUGGUGCUCACGCACCUAAGGAGACCGCUGAAGAGUGA